Molecule: messenger RNA, 3231 nt
Organism: Sipha flava (yellow sugarcane aphid)
Lineage: Eukaryota; Metazoa; Arthropoda; Insecta; Hemiptera; Aphididae
Gene: Ttc7
Product: tetratricopeptide repeat protein 7B
Exons: 16
Coding region: 394-2898 (834 amino acids)
Biological process (GO): phosphatidylinositol phosphate biosynthetic process; protein localization to plasma membrane
Cellular component (GO): plasma membrane
Molecular function (GO): protein binding
Source: RefSeq, a predicted model, not a curated record
AUUAGAAAUCGAAAAAUCAGUUUGUCUUAUCAUCGGUCGUUGAGUAUCCAGUAUAUCUUAAUUCGCGUUUUUAGUUUAAUAUAUAAUAUAAUCAUAUCCGAUUCGUGCUUGUAUUUUAUAAUUCGCUCGUCGUUCGGCCUUGGACUGAUUGGAUAAUAAUUAUUGCUUAGUACAAUAUAUUAACUUACGUUAUGGAAUAUUUUUGUCUGUUGUUACGAACUAGUAUAUUCUCUGCGGUAUUUUCAUGACAUCGUCUCUCAGUAAAUUACACUACGUCGCCAAAAGUACGGAUUAAAAUCGGCAGUGACGGGGCGUACAACUUGAAAGGAUAUUUCGUAUUUUUUCUCCUCACAGUAAUCGUGCAAACGCGUGAAAAACAACUUCGACGGCAUAAUGUCUAGUAAAAACGUCAAAAGCACUAGGGUUGAAUCGGACCUGGCCGGGUGUCGAGAAGAAGGAAAUUGGUCGAAAAUAUUGGAACUUGCCGAACAAUUGUCUUCCAGCAAAGCAUUACUGUAUAAUUUAAUGGUUGGCGAAGCUAAGUUGGAAAUGUUUUUGGAAGAAAAUCCCCCUAUUGAGAGCAACAUUUCCAAAGCUUGUGUUGGCCUUAUUGAAGCCAAGUCCUAUUUAACUGAAUCAAUUAGUGAACUCUCUACUCAAGCAGGCAUGAGUAUUGAUAGUCACAUGUUAUUGGCUAAAUUAUGUUAUGCUUGUGGCCAGUAUGAUGAAGCAAUGCAGCAUUGCACAGAUGCCAAGUUAAACUCGGUUAUUCAAACAGAAUUACAAAUUCGUAACAUUAGAAUAUUAGCUGAAUCAUUUGCUAUCAAAGGUAUUUGUCAAGAGAAAUUACGACCAACUUCUAGCUCUCGUUUUAAAAAAACUGAAUGGAUUGAAGGUGUUAUUAAAAAUUUUGAACAAGCAGCCAAUUUGGGUAUUUUAUAUUUGCAAGAAUUGGACCACAAAGAAAAUCAGCUUAUGCUACCAUCACCACUUGGAAGUAAUGCACCAUCAAUUGUAAAUACCAAUACUACAUCUGGAACAGGAUCUCACUCUCCACAACCAGUGAACAUGACACAUUCUUUGAGUAUCUUAGUUGAAACAGCAAUAUUAAGGUUGCCAUUAUUACUGAUUGAAAGUUCAAACUAUUCUGGUGCCAUAAAUACAUUUAGGAAUAUAUUAACAGCUUGUGAAGCUCAUGGUAGUCAUUCCAUUAGACUUAUUUUAACAUACCAAUUUGCUGAAUUUCUUUUACGUAAAGUUUCUCCAAAAUACUAUUCACUGCCAACUCAAAACACUCCUAAGAAACAACUAGCUAAUAUAAGAAGACCAAAAAAAUACAAUACAAUUAAUAUGUUUAUGCCAAGAAGUGAACAUGAAGAAAUAAUAUUACUACUUAUUAUAAGUGAAGCAAUGGCAGCGAGAAAUGCUGUUCUUAGUCAGUCACCUGAAUUUAAAGAAGCAAGAAUUAGAGCUUUUAGUUUAGCUACAGCUAUCUAUGAUCUUCUUACUAUUGCAUUAGUUUUGUGGGGUCAAUACAAUAUGUUAUACGAGUCUUUUGAACGAGCUAUGAAAUUUUCUGCUGAUGAUACUCAUGUGUGGAUGCAACAAGCUUUAUGUCUUGAAUCUGCUGGACGUCACAUUAAAGCGUUGGAAGUAUUAACUCAAGUCAUAUACAUGCAGCCAAAUGCAAUUGUUCCAUGUUUAUUAGCUGCUCGCAUUUGUUAUCAACAUUUAUUUAAGAUGGAAGAUGGACUAACUUGGAGCCAAGAAGCUCUUAAAAGAGAAAAAGUACAUUCCCAAAAUUUACUAUCGAGGUGUCAUCUGUAUAUAGGCAUUGGAGCACAGUGUAUGGCAUUGACUUCAUUUUUGAAAUCUGUCAAAGAUAAAUAUCAUGCCCUAUGCUAUGAAUCUCUUACUAAAGCACAACAAUUAGAUCCCAAUGAUCAUUUGGUUCAUUAUUAUAUAGCAUUUUAUUAUGCAUGUUUAGCUAAAGUACCUGAAGCUACAAUCAAAGUGCGUCAAGCAUUAUCACUGAACCCAGAACAUACACCUUCAUUGCAGUUAGCUAUUUUAUUGUUGAGUGCACAGAAAAAAAUAAAUGAAGCCAAAGCUCUUUUAGAGUCUUCUUUGGAAGAUUUCCCUGAUCAUAUUGGUUUAUUAUUCAUCAGAGCUAGGAUUGAAUUGCAGAUUGAAGCUUCUGAUGUUGCACUUGUAACUGCUAAACAUAUGCUUACCAUGUGCAAAGCCUCAGCCAGCCAUGAAGGUUCUCCUUCCAUAGAACAUACUGAUACUCGUAGUAUUUUUCAACUUUAUACAACUGAAUACUCUGACAAAGAUACAAAUUCAUUGGGGCCAACGCGUAUUGAACAAGCUUUAUCAGAAGUAGCAUCAUCUAUUAGCUCGUUGGUUCCUCAACGACCUGUGACUAAUACAGUAUGGCAUACACAACAGAAUGUCUGGUUGCUUUUAGCCGAAAUUUACUUAUCUCAAGAUCAAUUUGAUGCAGCAAAUAAUUGUUUAUUGGAAGCAGCUAGCAUUUUUCCAUUAUCUCACCAUAUCAUGUUUAUGAGAGGAUUAUUUCACGAAAAACGAAAUGAGUUUAGUGAAGCCAAACAAUGCUAUCAAAACGCUGUGACAGUUCAUCCAUCUCAUUUAAAAAGUCUACAACACUUGGGUUUAAUGUACCAUUAUCUUGGUAGUCACCGAUUAGCAGAAAAAACACUUAGAGAUGCAGCAAAAAUAAAUCCUUACUCUCCAGAAACAUGGUAUAAUUUGGGAAAAGUAUUAGAAAGUUUGGGAGAGACCAAUAGUGCUACAGACAGUAUGGCCACUGCUCUGCAAGUUGAGAUGGUUAGCCCAAUAAUGCAAUACACAAGCAUUCCUUUGCCAUUUGAUUAAAAUAAUAAUAAUAUUAUUAUUAUUAUUACUUGUCUGUAUAAAUGUUAAGACUUAACAUAUUGAUUUUGAUAGAAGUAAUAAAUAUUAAAGUGAAAGAGAAACAGGGUUAGGUUACCUCUUCUAUGAUAUUAAAUGAGUUAUAGUCACUAAAGUUUUCUGUUUACAGUAUUAAAUUAUUAUAAUUGUAUUUAUUAUUUGUUGUGUUCUAUGUGGGUUUAUUGUUUAAUCUAGUUAUUGUUAAUUAUUAUUAAAAUUAUCAGUUUUGUUAUUUUGUACAUGUUUAUGUUGGUUUUAUUUCAGUUCUCUGGAAAAUAAAGAACUGCUUUGCUGCAA